AUAUCCUCUAUUUAUCUUUAUAAAUGUAAAUGCACCAGUCAAAUUUGUAGUUGCAAAAAGGUUACAAGAACAAAUAAUACAUUGACAGAUGUUGUAUAACGAUGCAUUUUGUAUGGAAGGGUUAGUCAUUGUGUUUAAUAACAACCUCACACAUGCUAUUGUAAUAGGCCUAACUGAAAAUUGGGUUCAAUGCGUUUUCAGUGGAGUAAAGUAUAUUUUAUACAGAUAUUCUACUAGUUUGGGGGUAUGCCUUAAGAUUUACUACCCACACACACACACACACACACACACACAUACACACCCCGGUUCCGUCUUGCCUGCAUUUGUGAAUUUAUUUGGAGAGGACCGACUGUAUGUUUUGCAUAUAUAAUAAUAUAUAAGCUUACGUUUAUGCUUGCUAAAAACUGAACGAAGCUAGAAAGGUAUUAAAGUUAUAAAACAUGUCUGUUUUAUGGAGAAAAACGUUUACAACAGAGUGGCUUUAAAAGGCCUAGGCCUACUUUACACACUGUAAAUGUAUAGGCCCUAAAUACGGUACCAUAAACCGAAUAUUUUUGUUGCUGUAGGUCACAGUUAGGCCUAUUUUUUAAAAUUAGUAUUAUAAUUACUAUUAUUGUUUAAAUGUUUGGGGUUUUUUUUUACUUUUGGUGUUAUUAUUAUUAUUAUUUAUUAGUCCAUUAAUAAAACUACAUGGCAUGUGUAAUUUAAUGUGACAGGAAUUUUAGCAUGGUGUGGUUGUGCCUUACUGUAUAGGCCUACUAUCAAGCGAAUUUUAUAGGGGGUCGAAAAAUUAUCCCCUGGAAAAUGUAUAUUGGAGAGGAGGAGAACAUCUGCUUGAGCAGGGGGAUGGGGUGGGGUUCGACUCCAAAACCCCAGCCCUUGUAAACACGCAUGGGCAGAUUUAUUCAGCAUAUAGACACCAGUCGUAUCAACUUGGCCAUGCAUGUUAUGUUUACUUGAGAAACUUUUGGCACGGCUCAGUUUACGUUAUGACGUCUUAGUGAUAAAGGGAAGAAACUCGUGAUGGUGUUCCGGCGACGAAAACGGUCUAUGGCAUCGAUUUAAAGAAAACACAGAAAACAUCUUACUUCAUGUAUACAACGUAAUAUAUAGUUUCUAAUUAUCGCAGCUUCUGCAAAUAGCAUCGCCAUAUGGCUUCUGGAAGUGAAGACAUCUCCGCGGAACUGAUAUGUCCAGUCUGCCUGAACCAGUACGUGAAACCGAAAUCUCUUCCUUGCUCCCACACGUUCUGCGAAACUUGUCUGAACGCCGAAAUAUUCGCGGCCAUCAAUCGAGGUGCGGCCUCGGAGAAAGGAUUUCACUGUCCAGUGUGCAAGGCCUUCAUCAACGCUCCUCAACCGCCGAUUCCCAUAACGGCCUGGUCACGUAGCUUCCCGACAGUGACCGCCCUGAACAACAUCAUCGAGAAGAUGACCAACAACUGCCCCAGUCACCCGACCCAAGAGCGCAACCUGUUCUGCCUCAACUGCAAGGACCUCUUGUGCACCACAUGUGCCUGGGAAUCUCACAAAGAGUGCCCCAACGUCGCUAACAUCAGUGCUGCUGCCGAGAGGGCCAAAGGGGCGCUGAAGUCGUACAUCGGUCCGAUAAACGCAAUACCACACGACAGAUUGCCCACGGCGGAGUCUCUGGACGUAAAGCUCAAGGAGUUGGACAAGAUGCACGACGAGGUUCUUAAAGACAUCACCAAUUCUGCCAGCUCAGCACGAGAGAGUAUCAGCAACCGUGAGCAGAUCCUGCUGAAUAAACUGAACUUGGCGUACACGGCAAAGCGUCAGAAACUGAUGUCGAUGUCAUUUAGUAGAAAAUUUGUAUCUAAUGCGAAGAACAAAAUUAGCAGGUAUGUUAUGAUGGACAAUAAACUGGAAUUGUUGCACAAGUUUAAAUUGUUCUGUACUGCGUACGACAAUGCUGUGAAGAAUAUUAAGAUUUCUUUUGCGUUUGACAUGGAUCAAGAGAUGUUUAACUUUUGCUCGCAUUCGAAAUACAAACUGGGUUCAUGCGCUAAGUCGUGUAUGUUCUACAACUACACGUCUUCAAGUGGGACGAGUCAGUAAAGGCAUUUCUGUUGGAGUGUCCUCCAGUAACACAUCGUCUGUGUGAGAAAUGGGCGAAUACCCAAUUUAGUAAAACAGCUCACACAGAUAUGUUAAGACUUUCUAAUCCAACGAACUAACAGGGGUUUUAUUCAAUGGUUUCUACUGAAAUACACUGUUCAAAAAGUUUUCAUCGACUUCAAACAUGAUAGACGAUUUUAGAAGAGUGAACUAAAAGUGAUAAGUUUAUUUAUAUGAACUGUGAAAUGUACUGGUAUCCAUAUUUUAAUUCAUAUUUUUAAAAAUGAACUGUGAAGCGUAAUAUUUAGUAAAUGCAAGUUACGGUAGUUCACAGUUUUUUUUAGAUAUACACUUUGCUUCACGCAUGACGUUUCGAAAGCCUGGUUAAAUCGUAAGUUCCUGAUAAAAAAAUUGAAAAGGAUAAAAGGAAGAAAGAGAGAACGGAAGACUAACAGUUCAAAAUGAU
Gigantopelta aegis is the source of this 2544-nucleotide messenger RNA. RefSeq names its product tripartite motif-containing protein 2-like. The transcript has 2 exons. NCBI's taxonomy places the organism in Eukaryota, Metazoa, Mollusca, Gastropoda, Neomphalida, Peltospiridae. Gene Ontology annotation, molecular function: zinc ion binding. Bases 1152 to 2078 code for a protein of 308 amino acids. The record is from RefSeq and is a predicted model, not a curated record.